AUUUUAUUUCUUUGAAGUCUGGCUGAAGUUACACACUAGGGACUCUAAGGAGUAUUUUUGGUUUGGGAAUGUAAAUGAAAUAGUGGAUGCUCUAUAUCUGUCCUUUGAAAAGUUCAUCCACUAUAUCUGACUCACCAUGCGGUGGGGCGGCAGCCUGUAAAACCAUCAGCAAGAUAAAGUUCUUGUCAACUUAAAUCAGGAAUUGUGUUUGACUUGCAGACAGCUGGGCUAAUGUAUUUUUCUCCCCUCAGCUCGUGUGAAGCUGUGUAAACUUAGAGCGCCACAAGACUGGAAAGAGAGGGAGGAGAGGAAAACGAGGGGAAAGACUUGGGUGUGUUGUGUGUGUGUGUGUGUGUGUGUGUGUGUGUGUGUCUGGAAGUGGAAAUGGGCAGCAGGGAGGAGGAAUGUGAAACAUUUCUGAUGCCGGUCCAGUGGCUGUUUACACGGUAGUCAGACUGUGACAUCAGAGUCCAGACUUUAUAAAUGUCAGCAGGCGCAAGAAUGAGCCGUUAGAGAACUGCGUCACACAGGUCAGUGAGACAGACGGAGCUCCACCAGCAACGAACACAAGCCCCCAUGGACCGACCGCUGGGUGACUGUGUGAUGGCUCUGGCUGGACUGCUGUGUGUCACUACACAGGUGUUGUGCCAGCUGUGUGACAGGCCCUGCCUUUGCCCCACUUCUGUGCCCCAGUGUCCCUCGGGAGUCCCGCUGGUGCUGGAUGGCUGCCGCUGCUGCCAGGUGUGCGCCCGCCAGCGGGCCGAGCCCUGCACCGAGACGUUUCCCUGCGACGGACAGAGAGGACUGCAGUGCGACUACAGCGCCAGCUACCCCGGAGACCCCGGGGAGUGUGUCAGUCAGGGGGAUCUGCGCUGCGAAGUCAACGGCAUCACUUACCUGGACGGCCAGUCCUUUCAGCCCUCCUGUGACACUCACUGCCACUGCAGAGGCGGAGGGGUGAGCUGUGUGCCGGCCUGUCCUCUAAAUGUCCGCCUUCCCACUCCGGACUGUCCCAACCCACAACAUAUCCGGCUACCGGGGAAAUGCUGCAAGGAAUGGGUGUGUGAAAACCUGGAGAACACAGUCAUUCAGGACGCCAUCACAGUCAUGAGACGUGGCAGGUUGCGGCCAGCUCUCCCGAUGGAUCACCCUUUAAACAGACUGGUCCCACCUGCCUCCACCUGUACAGCACAGAGCACCCAGUGGAGCGCCUGUUCCCAGAGCUGCGGGGCUGGGGUCUCCACGCGGGUUUCUAACCACAACCCAGCCUGCAAGCUGCAAAUGGAAACUCGACUUUGUAAAGUGCGGCCUUGCCACGCGGUUCGGCCCGUCCCAAGGAAACCCAUGUGGGGACAGCAGGGGCGGUGCAGGGCUAGCUACACGUCGCCAGGGCCCAUCCGGCUGGUUCACCAGGGCUGUUACAGCACCCGGGUCUACCUGCUGCGGUACUGCGGACAGUGCACUGACUCCCGCUGCUGCACGCCUCAUCAGAGCACCACGGCGGAGGUGACCUUCCGCUGCCCCACAGGCAGACUGCUGCAGCGGGCUGUGAUGAUGAUCCACUCGUGUGUUUGUCACAACAACUGCCCCUACUCACCUUACAGUAACCCGGCUCUGUGGGGAUACAGGCCCUGAUGACCCCGAACAGUAAGACUUCACUGAUUCGCAUCGCACAGGCUCCCUCGGAUCAAUGUGCCUCGGGAGACAAAACGAUAAAUGUCGAUAAAAACUGUGACUGAUUUGGGAUGAACGUUGAUCUUCACACAUGUACAAUCUCAAACUGCACUUAUUCAAAACUCCUUUAUACUCCCACACA
Molecule: messenger RNA, 1816 nt
Organism: Etheostoma spectabile (orangethroat darter)
Lineage: Eukaryota; Metazoa; Chordata; Actinopteri; Perciformes; Percidae
Gene: ccn5
Product: cellular communication network factor 5
Exons: 5
Coding region: 577-1635 (352 amino acids)
Biological process (GO): signal transduction; positive regulation of cell differentiation; cell adhesion
Cellular component (GO): extracellular region; extracellular matrix
Molecular function (GO): heparin binding; integrin binding
Source: RefSeq, a predicted model, not a curated record